This is a messenger RNA of Hibiscus syriacus, 670 nucleotides long. Its product is annotated as cysteine-rich receptor-like protein kinase 19. Gene Ontology annotation, molecular function: ATP binding; protein kinase activity. The record is from RefSeq and is a predicted model, not a curated record. Gene Ontology annotation, biological process: protein phosphorylation. Lineage: Eukaryota; Viridiplantae; Streptophyta; Magnoliopsida; Malvales; Malvaceae. The transcript is spliced from 3 exons. Bases 53 to 604 code for a protein of 183 amino acids.
ACGAUAAUUCAUCGUGAUAUAAAGGCCAACAACAUUUUUAUUAGAUUCUGAAAUGAACCCGAAAAUAUCGGAUUUCGGUAUGGCCAAGUUUUUUGAGAAGGAUGAACAUGAAGCAAACACUGGCAGAACUGUUGGGACAUAUGGCUACGUUCCACCGGAAUACGUUACGAAAGGAAUAUACUCUACCAAGUACGAUGUGUAUAGUUUCGGAAUUUUACUUCUGCAAAUUAUAAGUGGCAAGAGGAAUUUCAGUCACCGUGGAUGCCAUGAAAACUUGAAUCUUCUUGAAUAUGCUUAUGAAUUGAGAAAACAAGGUCGAGGAGCAGAGUUUUUCGAUUCUUCACUCGAUGAUUUGUCUUCGUCGUGUAAGCUCAUUAGAUGUAUGCAAGUGGCACUGCUAUGUGUGCAGGAAAAUGCAGCGGAUAGACCUUCAAUGGUGGAAGUUUAUACGAUUCUAAAGAACGAAAGUAGUGUUGCAAUCUCUACACCUAAGAGCCCAGCAUAUUCAAUUACAAGAGAUGAGAACAAGGAAAGUACGGGCAUCGAGGGGAAGAAAGUUUUUUCUGUCAAUGAUGCAUCGAUAACCCAAGUGAUACCUCGGUGACUGAAAGUUUAUGCAUUUAGUAAACUUUUUGUAAAAGAAUCAUGUUUUUAUUCUAACGCUUAAGGU